AUGGAAGCCCCGAUUUCAAUGACUAUCAAUCCUGUGCCCUUGACUAUCAAACAUCCGAGCGCUCCUAUCAAUUGUCUGGCCUUCUCACCAAAUGGCAACGUGAUGGCGUCAGGAUCAGAUGAUCACAUGGUCCAGCUCUGGAAUCCAAAGACAGGUGUUCGUCUAAAGACACUUGAGGGCCAUAAGAAUCCUGUCAAUUGUCUGGCCUUCUCACCCAAUGGCAAGAUAGUGGCGUCAGGAUCAGGUGAUAACACGGUCCGGCUCUGGAAUGCAGAGACGGGCGCCUGGCUGAAGACACUCGAGGGCCAUAAGAAUCCUGUUAAUUGUCUGGCCUUCUCACCGUACGGCAACAUAGUGGCUUCAGGAUCAGAUGAUCACACAGUCCGGCUCUGGAAUCCAGAGACAGGCGCUUGGCUAAAGACACUUAAUGGCCAUGCAGAUCAUGUCACUUCUCUAGCCUUCUCACUAGAUAGCAAAAUGGUGAUGUCAGGAUCAGAAGAUGCAGACGUCCGUCUCUGGAAUCCAGAGACAGGCGACUGGCUAAAGACACUCAAGGUUGAAGAUGAUGUUUUAGUUGAUAUGGCCUUCUCACCGAAUGGCUGUAUAGUGGUGUUAGAUGACGGGAAAGGGCUUUUCCUUCGGUUAUUCUUAAGGACAGGCACUUCUCUAGUGACACUACGUGGCCAUAGGAAUAAUCUCACUUGUCUGGCCUUCACACCGGAUGGCACCAUGGUGGCGUCAGUAUCAGAUGAUGACACAGUCCGGCUCUGGAACCCAGAGACAGGCGAUUGUCUAAAGACACUAAGCGACGAUCACUAUUCUGUCUAUUGUCUGGCCUUCUCACCGGAUGGUGAGUUGGUGGCGUCAGUAUCAGGUGAUAACACGAUCCGGCUCUGGAAUACGAGGACAGUCGGUUGCCAAGAACUCGAGGGUCAUAGAGAUCCUGUCAAUUCUGUGGCCUUCUCACCGAAGGGCAACAUAGUGGCGUCAGGAUCAAAUAAUGGCAAGAUCCAGCUCUGGAAUCCAAAGACAGGCGAUUGGAACCCGGGAGUUGAGCAGUAUCAUGAGGAUCAUGUCAAUUCUCUAGUCUUCUCGCCCAAUGGCAACAUAGUGGCGACAGGAUCAGAUGAUAACCGGAUCCUCCUCUUGAACCCAAAGACAGGCGAGUUUCUAAACCGCCUCGAGGGACAUACGGAUCGUGUCAAUCCUCUAGCCUUCUCACCGGAUGGCAACAUACUGGCGUCAGGAUCAGAUGAUCACACAGUCCGGCUCUGGAACCCAGAGACAGGCGCUUGUCUAAAGAUACUCGAGGGCCAUAAGAAUCGUAUCAAUUCUUUAGCCUUCAGUGGUAAGACGGUGGCGUCAGGAUCAGAUGAUCAUACAGUCCGGCUCUGGAACCUAGAGACAGGCGCUUGUCUAAAGACACUCGAGGGCCAUAAGAAUCGUGUCAAACCUCUAGCCUGCUCGCCGGAUGGCAACAUACUGGCGUCAGGAUCAGAUGAUCACACAGUCCGGCUCUGGAACCCAGAGACAGGCGCCUGUCUAAAGACACUUGGGGGUGAUGUAGGCCAUGGGAAUCGUGUCAAUUGUCUAGCCUUCUCGCCAGAUGGCAAUAUACUGGCGUCAGGAUCAGAUGAUCACACAGUCGGGCUCUGGGAUCCAAAGACAGGCUUUUGGCUAAAAGUACUCGGGAGUCUGAGGGAUGGCCGUGAUGAUGGUCAUAAGCAUCGUAUCAAUUGUCUGGCCUUCUCACCGGAUGGCAAGUUGGUGGCAUCAGGAUCUGCGGAUAGAACAAUUCGGCUCUGGAAUCCACAGACAGGCUAUAAUCUGCAAACACUCGAGGGCCAUAGGGAUCGUAUCAAUUCUCUAGGCUUCUCACCGGAUGGCAAGAUCUUGGUGUCAGGAUCAGGUGAUCGCACGGUCAGGCUUUGGGCGUGA
Penicillium verrucosum is the source of this 1938-nucleotide messenger RNA. Its product is annotated as WD40 repeat domain-containing protein. Gene Ontology annotation, molecular function: protein binding. Lineage: Eukaryota; Fungi; Ascomycota; Eurotiomycetes; Eurotiales; Aspergillaceae. The transcript has a single exon. Gene Ontology annotation, biological process: negative regulation of transcription by RNA polymerase II. The record is from RefSeq and is a predicted model, not a curated record. Gene Ontology annotation, cellular component: nucleus; transcription repressor complex. The coding region runs from base 1 to 1938 and encodes 645 amino acids.